AUGGUCAGCACAAAACUAUACUUUCGCACGACCUGUGUGCACAUCUUCUUCAGUCUAAUCACAGCCGGUUUGGCGACAAGCAUUGUCCAAAAUCCAUCUGGCGGAAGAAUCAGCUACCAAGCAUGGACAACGACCCAAUUCCUCACAUUUGUCGGUUGGGGUUCAUUUGCGAUAUCAGGCGUCGAAGUCUUUCUCUUCCUGUCCGGCAUCUGGCACUACUUUAUCUACCAGGACAACGUCAAGUAUUAUUUUAUCGCACAUGUCGUCUACAUGUGGACGUUUAACAUUUUCUGGCUCGCUGCUGCUGCCUCGUUGGCCAAUUCGAUUCCAGGAAAUUGUAGGAGUAUGAGUGACUGUAGUAGGACGAAAUCUCUCUCCGCCCUGACCUGGGUCACACUCGUAUUCUUUGCAGCCGCAUCAUGCAUGCUCGGCUACCAAUGGAUCUUUGGCGCUAAGCUCCAGAUUCGUCCAAACGGUCCCACUCUUCCGACGACAAACCCGAGCACCAACUCGACUGGCACAGGAUACCGACCGCCACCGACCGCCCAAGCCAAUCUCUCACGUAAACCAACCCUCCCAAAGCAAACGCCGCUGCGAAUGGUUCGGCUAAAGUGCAAUAAGAGUGAGAGUGCAGAGGACAGCUGCUUCUGUGGUUCCGAAUGCGUCCUUGCCGCUCGCGAGGGGGCACCUAAAAUCGUCCCACUUCCCCCGGCACACUACAUGUUCAGAAGGAUCCAGGAUCGCUUCUCGUCGCAGUGGCUACAUCCAACGUCGAAACCUAUCCUCCAGUACAUCUACAUGAUCGUAUCGACAGAAGACAGCGACAGGAUGUACAGAGCGUACAGAUCCGGCGUGGAAGCCGUCGGCAAUUUCGUCGAGCAAGGUCUCAAAGAGGGCAACGAGCAAUACCGAUGGCACGGCGCACCCCGUGAGUGCAAAGUCGGUGACCCCGGUAACAAGACGCUCUGCGACUCUACCUCUUGUCCACUCUGCUGCAUCAUCAAAAAGUCCUACGACGUGGACAAAUUUGGUCCACGUUGGGGUCGUUUCGGCAAGGGGAUUUACACGAGCGAUACAAGUAGCAAGAGUAACGACUAUGCGAAAAAUUUGAAAGAGUCAGAGUGGAGCGCUCUGUUGCUCAAUAAUGUCAUUGUCGGGAGAGCGUUUUCGACAAAGACGAACAAGGAUACACUCCUUCAACCGCCGCCAAAUUGCGACUCGGUGCUUGGCGUCCCCGGUGAGGAUCUCAAUUAUGACGAGACGGUGGUGUACCGAAACGACGCUAUUCGUCCUGCGUUCUUGGUCGUCUAUCUCUCGCCCGUCGUCCCUGUUGAAUCCUUCUAG
Molecule: messenger RNA, 1344 nt
Organism: Serendipita indica DSM 11827
Lineage: Eukaryota; Fungi; Basidiomycota; Agaricomycetes; Sebacinales; Serendipitaceae
Source: the annotation of a GenBank genome assembly